Chara braunii is the source of this 4173-nucleotide messenger RNA. Lineage: Eukaryota; Viridiplantae; Streptophyta; Charophyceae; Charales; Characeae. The record is from the annotation of a GenBank genome assembly.
CGGAAAGGCUCAUGCUCAAUCUUCUCGCCACGGGGCUUCAGGCUGCCUUUAUUGGUGCGACGAUCCAGGGUGAGGGGGAUCUCCAUCGCUGAAGGGCGAAGGUGUAGCAAAGGGACUCUUCGUCCACGAUUCGCCAUAGCACAUGCUACUAGCUGUAGAAGGUGUCGAGUUCACUUCUGCGCGAAUGAGGUAUUGCCCCUCGCGCAGGUUCGUGCGCUGCUGCAUUAUCCAUCUCCUCACUGAUUUCGACGCGCCGCCAAGCCUCUCUUCCCGCGUCUUCCCGCAAGGUGCGAGCAUUGCUGGCCCAGGCGUUUCACUUUUCGAGGAAGAAUCGGGCUCCAAGCUGCGAUAAUCAUGCAGGAAAACAUCCCUGCUGGGGUGGAGCCACAGUCACCUCUUCCGGCUAUGGCGGCAGCUGGAGGUCAAGGCUCGAUGCCGCAUAGAGGGGGCUCGUCGCCGGUCGUAAAUGGAACAUCUCCUGGGUCGAAGUCUCCUUCUGUACUUCUUCCUGUCGCGCCUCCAGAUCCCAGUCUUCUGGGCGGAAGGUCUCAGGACUUCGUGAAGCUAUUCGUGGGGUCUGUUCCAAGGAAUGCGACCGAGGAUGAGCUUCGCGAUUUAUUCGGAGAAUUCGGUACCUUGCUCGAAGUCGCUGUGAUCAAGAACAAGGCAACGGGGCUGAGCCAAGGUUGUGCGUUUGUGAAGUAUGCAUCCAUCGAGGAUGCAGAGAGGGCCAUUCGUGCUGUCAACAACAUGAGAUGUUUGCCAGGGAACACCGUUCCUGUGCAAGUGCGAUUUGCUGAUGGAGAGCGCGAAAGGCUUGGAGCAAUUGAGCACAAACUUUUUGUUGGCUCGGUGAGCAGACAUUCAGGAGAAGCUGAAGUUAAAGAGCUCUUCUGUCAAUAUGGACAUGUCGAGGAUGUUUAUAUCAUGCGGGAUGAAAACAAGCAGAGCAAAGGAUGCUGCUUUGUGAAAUAUUCAAAUCGGGAGAGUGCGAUGAAUGCUAUAAAUGCGUUGAAUGGACUAUACACAAUGGAGGGGAGUGAUCAACCUUUGGCGGUGCGGUUUGCGGAUCCAAAGAAGCCUAAGGGCACGAUGGAGAUGCAAGGGUUUGGUGGGCCAGGAUUCCGUCCAAGGGGAGGCCCAUUUAUGUCAAGAGGCGGAAUGCAAGGUGGCCGGGGGAUGGGUUCGAUGGAUGGAGGGAGGCCACACAUGUGGAGAGGUCCGAUGGGUGGACCUGGAAUUGGUCAUAUGGGACCUGGUGGUCCUAUGGGUCCAAGAAUGAUGGCCGGCCCAAUGGGUGGGCUUGCGGGACCAAUGGGUGGACAGGGUGGUCAAAUGGGUGGACCUGGUCCAAUGGGUGGAGCAGGGCCCUUGGGUCAUCACGGGCCUAUGGGAGCGCCCACCAUGCUUCAUCCAGGGCAGUCACAACAGCAGCCUCAGCAACCCGGUAUGCAACAGCCUAUGCCCUUAAUGAUGGGUGGACCUGGGGCGGGGGUUAUGCCUUUGAUGCAGCAACAGCAACAAGCGCAGGGUUACUACCAACCACCACCUCAACAAGCUGUGGAUCCCCAGCAGCAGCCACAGCCACAACAGCAGAUGCCCCAGCAUAUGCAGCAGCAAAUGCCACAGGGAAUCCAGCAGCAAAUGCCUCAACAGAUGCAGCAGCAAACACCUUUGCAGCAGCAGGGAUAUUACCAGCUGCCUCAUGCGCAGCCGUCUGUUUCUGAACGAAAGCCCGUGGCCCCUCCUCAACAGUAUAUACCUCCUACUUGCGAUUGGAGUGAGCACACUGCUCCUGAAGGGUACAAAUAUUACUAUAAUUCAGCCACUGGUGUGAGCCAGUGGGAAAAGCCACCAGAGCUGACAGCAUACGAGCAAGCACAGCAACAAGUGUCAGUGCAACAUCAGAUGCCACCACAGCAGCAGCAUCAGCAGACUCCUCAGCAGCAGGGAAUGCCUAUUGUGCAGCAGUACCCAGGGGCACAGAUGCUUGGGCAGCCUAUGCAGUAUGGGCAGCAGCACCAGGGGGGCAUGCAAGGAAUGGAGGCUCGUCCAAACCAGAUACAGGGCCCUCCCGGCGCAAAUCUCUUUGUCUUUCGCAUACCAGAUGACUUUACGGAUGAGAACUUGACUCAAACGUUUACUCCAUUUGGGAAUGUGAUAAGCGCACGUGUAGGAGUGGAGAAGGAGAGUGGGAGGAACCGAGGCUUCGGGUUUGUGAGUUUUGAUAAUGCUGCUUCAGCUGAAAAGGCUAUUCAACAAUUGAAUGGUGUAACGAUUGGAGGAAGGCGGCUGAAGGUUGAACGGAAACGAGGUGAGGAGAAUGGCUCAGUUGGUUAUCGACCUUACUAGCCGCACAGCAGCAUUGUCACUUACAAAGACUUUAGGUGUCCUGAAAGGGAGUAGGAGUGAUGAACAGUAGGUAGCAGGAUUUGAGUUAGGUGGGUUUCAGAGUGUGUAUGUGUGCGAGAGAGAGAGAGAGAGAGAUCGUUGCUCCCUCGUCCGAAUGGAAAGGGUUCCGUGCGGACGAGGAGAGUUAUGGGCUUGUAAAUAUCAUCAGAGCUUUUUGAAUUGACGAGUGUUAUUCAUCGCGCUUCAAUUUGGCGAAGGCUUGUUUUGAUCUCUGGCCCUCGUAUUUGGUAGUCUGACCCGAAAAGCCGAGUACAGCGACCUGACAGUCCUGGCUGGUGGAAUGGUGACCGCUCAAGACUGGCAACUGGCUGUUGUCUCUCUGAGCAUUUUGAAAUGUGCAGUUUGUUGUCCUCCCUUGUCUGCCUUCAAGGGUAGACAAUUCAUCGCACUCCUCGAGGGUUUUGAUUAUGUAUUGGUGGUUCUGUGUGCUCAAGCAAAUGGGAAGAAGGUGCAGAAAAAACAGAUCCUUCUCUUUCUGCAAGCGGUCUGUGCACUGCUCACUGCGCAGAUGAUUGGUGUCAUGGAUUCCAAGGGGGAAGGGCGUCCAAGGUGAGAUGAGAGAGACAGCUUGGAACUUGUUUUUUGAUCAAGUAGUGGCUGUUGAUAGUGAACUUGGGGUACGGAACACCAGAAGGUUUGUGCGGGGGAUUUAUCGCACGCCUGGACUUAAUUUGAGCUGACCUUGGUCUUUGAAAGUCUUUCAUCGCAGUCUGAUGAGUUGGUGCGGGGGAUUUAUCGCACGCCAGAAGGUUUGUGUUCUCUCUUGGUUCCAUCGCAGGACUGAACACGUUCUCUGCUACUCUUGCAUAACCUGCUUUUUUGUGUGUACGUACCUAUGUGCCCUUUUCUGUGUUCUCCUGAUAUGCACCAUAUAAUGAUGUAUCAUCCGUCACUGCCGGAAGCAUGCACCAUAUAAUGAAGAAUCACGAGUGCCCAAGGAAUGCAAACUUGAUUGAGUUCCUAUUUACCAUGUGGGCACUGGAAGGAGUGGAAUGCUGGGGAAAGCGAAACAUCAGAGGUGGAAAUAUGCUCAUAUGCUGUGGGUGGCUGUAAUCGGUAUGAUGUAUGCAAGAGAGGGGCAGCAAUCAGCUGACCGAAAUUCUCCGCCUGUGAAUUUUGGUGAGGAAUUUGAUGUUUGCGCCUCUAUGACUCAAAUUCUUGUGCCGUCAUCCCUGCACACCAUUACUGUCAGCAAUCAGUGCUGCUGAUUAAACGCCGAGUCCUCUGCACAUACAUUAUAAGAUGCUGGAACUCACUUCCUAUAUAUUUAUCUGUUUUUUUUUCUUUUUUCGGUGCGGUUAGGGGGAGUUGGACAAUUUGUCUCAACGAACUGCAAGUAGCAGCUAUGGCAUUUGGAAAGUUAAGCUGGUAAUUAUUAUUAUUAUAUGUAAUUGUUUUUGUAAUGCAUGAACUCUUCGGAGCCAUUGCCAAUUGUAGCCUGCGAAUUGGGAGGAGUGAGAGGGGAAAUAGAAGAUGGGAAACCUUGUCUGGGACCUUGGGAAGGGGGUAGGGAAGGAACAAUUGGAAGAGGCAGGUAAUGGCCAAGAUCUGGGGUUGGAUGUGUAAGCGUGAACUAUAGCUGGUACUGCAAUUGGGUUGGCGGCAGCCUUCUGGCCGUCCGUUAAAAUUGGGACAUAGCAAAAAGAAGAUUAGCGUGGGCGGUGUGCAAGGAUGACACUCGUGAAUUGAGAAAUGGCCCAUUUUUUUUUAAGGGAAAAAAAGGAUUGGGUGGGCAGGGGUAAACAAAAGCCGGAGGUACCG